AUGCUCUCGAGCCUGACUCGCCGGCCGAAUGUCUGCCAAUGCCAAUCCUGCCCAUCUCCUCUGGCAAGAGCGCGUGGACAAGGAGAGGAAGCUGGCCAAGAGGCAGAUCAUGAAGCAGCUUGUCCUGGAUGGGGAGGAGCAGAAGGAUGCGGAGCCGGAAGCACCGCCACUACACGAUUUGCAUCAGUGCAUGUCCUUGCCAGCUCUAGGAGCUUCGAGCUUCACACCCAUGCUUCCGAAGAUUGGGACUUCGGCGUCGUCGGCUCAUAUGAGUCCAGAAGCAUGACAUGUAGGCGACCUGGCAGCACUGCUAGUGUCGCCUCACUGCGAAGCGCUCAGCAAAGGCCAAGUCAAUCAGCUUCGAGGAGCUCUCUUACCGGUUUGACGACGGCAUCCCUUCGCAAGGAGGUACAAGACGCGGUUGCAGCCGAGGUGGCCAAGAUGAUGCAGCCUCUCAAGGAAAAACUGCAAGCCGAGCAGACGACCAGGCAGCGCUUGGAGAAGAUGCUCAAGGUGGCCAAAGGCCAGAAGGCAUAG
This is a messenger RNA of Symbiodinium sp. CCMP2592, 537 nucleotides long. NCBI's taxonomy places the organism in Eukaryota, Dinophyceae, Suessiales, Symbiodiniaceae. The record is from the annotation of a GenBank genome assembly.